This is a messenger RNA of Mytilinidion resinicola, 780 nucleotides long. RefSeq lists its product as uncharacterized. NCBI's taxonomy places the organism in Eukaryota, Fungi, Ascomycota, Dothideomycetes, Mytilinidiales, Mytilinidiaceae. Bases 1 to 780 code for a protein of 259 amino acids. The record is from RefSeq and is a predicted model, not a curated record. The transcript is spliced from 2 exons.
AUGGCGAGUCAAAAGAAUAUACUUGUCUUGGGGUCGACUGGAGGGUCGGGGCUGCAGACGGUGGCGCAGGCGCUUGAGAGAGGAUGGAAAGUGACGGUUGCCGACAGGAAGACGGAAAAGCUACCUACUAAACUGACGGAGAAUCCGAACUUGACUGUCUUCAAGAGCACACUCCCAGAGGCACCAGGCCACCUGGACCCACUCAUCGACCAAUUCGACGCCAUCAUCUCGCUGCUCGGCCCAAACAACACCAAAGGGAGUGGUGAUGAGUUGGAAAACUUCUACAAAUGGCUCAUCACUCGCCUACAUAAGAUCCCUCGCGCCCAGAGGCCGUAUGUGCUGGUUGUCGGGACACAGACGAUUCAAGAUCCGCAAGACGCGUUCCAGCUCAUCACAUGGGUCCACGUCCAAAUCAUCGGUUUUGUCGCCAAAGGUGCCAAGCACAUGAUUCUCGGGAUUGAACGGCAAUGGAAACCGUACUGCAUUGGGGAGUUAGCGAAAGACGGUGACCAGCAACUAGAUGUCUGCCUCUUCCGGCUGAACAUGGUGAAGGAUGGAGAGCAGCGUGAGGGUGCUCAUGCCGGAUAUGUAGGGAAGGGAGGCCAUAAGCCGCAGCUGGAGAGGAGUCAAUUGGCCAAGUGGUUGUUGGAUGAAUCUGAGCAGAAGAAGUGGGUGAGGACGUUACCGGCCAUUUGGGGUGAUAAUGUUGGACUCGCCAUGUCGGUGGUGGGUCAGUUUACGCAGACCAGAAAGGCUGGACAGGAGCAGGCGCAGUUGUAA